Molecule: messenger RNA, 2010 nt
Organism: Priapulus caudatus
Lineage: Eukaryota; Metazoa; Priapulida; Priapulimorpha; Priapulimorphida; Priapulidae
Product: RING finger and SPRY domain-containing protein 1-like
Exons: 13
Coding region: 85-1659 (524 amino acids)
Cellular component (GO): cytoplasm
Molecular function (GO): ubiquitin-protein transferase activity; protein binding
Source: RefSeq, a predicted model, not a curated record
AAAUGAGCAUCUUCAACAUGGCAGCGACCAGUAGGUGAAACUUCAAGUUUCCGGAAUAAAGGAAUGAGUUGAAGCACAUAAUAAAUGGACAUGGGGAUGUGCAUAUGCCGUGAGAAGAGAAAUCCAUCUUCAGCCGACGUAACGAAUGCCAGCUACUCGGCGGUUACAGUCGACUACCCGAAUCACGUUGAUGACGUGAGCAUGGCGAAGGUUCCCUCCGUCGACUCGCUGGUGCUGGAGACACUAGCAGUGAUCCGGUCGCUCGUCGACAAUGUUCAAGAACCACCGCAGGCAAUGCUGAGGCUGCACACGAUCGCAGAUAACGAGUCGGGCUGGAUAGCCGUGGUCAAUUCUAUGAUCAGCGUAAUUCCCAUGGACGACCCCCUAGGACCAGCGGUCAUCAAUCUACUUCUAGAUGAGUGUCCACUACCAUCCAAGGAGAGUGUGAUGAAGCUCUCUGACCAGCUUCACUUGUCACGCGACCUGUCCAUCACUGGUCGACAGUCACCGACAAGACAUCGCAACAUCGCCGUCGUGCUUGGCUGCAUUGCCGAGAAGCUUGCAGGACCAACGAGCAUCUCGCUGUUGACUGCCGACACGUUAGAUUACCUCCUCGCUAACUUGCAUACAAGCUGCGUUCCAUCUGUGAUACUGUAUUCACUCAUAGCCCUGGAGAAGUUUGCUCAGACUAGCGAGAACAAGUGGACGAUCGUUGCCGGACUUGAGCGAAGCGAAGCUCAUCCAAUACAAGCGCUAGAGAGUUGGGGCCGGGAUAACAAAAACUUUCUUAAACGCCAGGUUGCGUUCUGCGCGCAGUGGUGCUUAGACAAUCUGUUUACGGCGAAGGGACGGCAACUGUCUUACUUCAACGUUGACUACAGCAGCAUCAAUGCUAUGCUGAACAGCAAUGAUGUCAGCGAAUAUUUAAAAAUCUCAGCUAAUGGCCUCACGGCGCGCUGCGAUGCAUCGUCGUUCGAAAGCGUUCGCUGCACGUUCCAAGCGGACAGCGGCGUUUGGUACUACGAGGUCACAGUGAUCACAGACGGGGUCAUGCAGAUAGGCUGGGCAACUAAAGAUAGCAAGUUUUUCAACCACGAGGGCUACGGGAUUGGCGACGAUGAGUUCUCGUUGGCGUAUGAUGGCUGUCGGCAGCUGAUCUGGCACAAUGCCAAGAGCGUGCCGCACCAGCAUCCCUGCUGGGUGCCUGGCGACGUGCUGGGUUCCCUACUGGACCUGGACAAUCAACGCGUCCUGUUUUAUCUGAACGGGAAGGACCUGCCGCCGUGCCCGCAGGUGUUCGGCUAUGCCAGGUCCGGUUUCUUCGCGGCGGCCAGCUUCAUGUCGUUUCAGCAGUGCGAGUUCAACUUCGGGCUCCAGCCGUUCAAGUUUCCGCCGGCCGCCGUGCAAUUCCAGGUGUUCAACGAUCACGGCUCCCUACCGCUCGAGGAGAAGAUCCAGGUGCCUCGGAAAAACAGGCUUGAAUUGCUGAGACAGAUGAGCAUCAAGGAAGAUGCCUGCAGUCUGUGCUUCGAUCAGAUGGCCAACGUCAAACUGGUACCAUGUAAACACACUGGGUUUUGCAUGAUGUGUUCGAUACAGCUUGAGCAAUGUCCCAUCUGUAGAGCUGACAUCAUAGACCGCGAGGAGGAGGCGAGGUGACAAUGAGAUUGUGAUGGCUCAAAGGCACCACGUUGUACAUAGAUCUAUCAAAUAAUUUUAUAUUUAUUCGAUUUUCUACACAUGCACAGAAUGAAGUUCUGAGCAAAACGAGUUUGAUUAAAACUGUGUGCACUCUGGUUAAUUCAUAAGGAGUGGUAGUGAAAUAUUAGAAAAUUCUAGAUUUCUGUAAUUAUUUGCUUUAACCAUGCCUAAAUUAAAAAUGACGUGUCAGAUCGUGCAGGUCAAACAAUACACAGCAACAAAAUAUGGGCUUGCAAGAUAAUAUUGCACUGUUAUAAUGUGCUUGUUGGAAAAAAAACUCAGUAGAUGUGUAUAAUAUCUACAAUAUAU